This is a messenger RNA of Colletotrichum paranaense, 1581 nucleotides long. RefSeq lists its product as uncharacterized. NCBI's taxonomy places the organism in Eukaryota, Fungi, Ascomycota, Sordariomycetes, Glomerellales, Glomerellaceae. The transcript is spliced from 2 exons. The coding region runs from base 1 to 1581 and encodes 526 amino acids. The record is from RefSeq and is a predicted model, not a curated record.
AUGAGCAACAAUAAGAAGUUCAUUGCGGUUCUGCUAGCCAAUGCACUGCAGCUUCACUCUGCAUUGGGUCAAUUUGCUUCUCCGUCACCCCUAGAAGACACCGGCGUCGUUCUCGAAAGCCAGAACGUCUCUGCUCAGUCAUUCAUCGGACUUCCAGCUCAAGCACAGCCUCUACCAAUGAAGACACGCUACAGCCCCGACGUAGUUGGCUUCCACCAGGACGGCGGCAACACCAGGACGAACGACUGGGAUGGUCCCCUCGGCGUGUCUCCCAACGUCUACAGCCGGUCUGUUGCCAUAUCAGCGCAGUACUGGCACAGCGACAACCGACUGACGGCGCGCUCCGUCUGCACGGAUGCCGCAGAGCCGUACUUCUGCAUCGCAGCCUUUGACCCGGAUGCCAUGAACAUGCUAGGGUCUUGGGCCCCUGAAGGACAGACAUUGCUCUCUCCGUACGCCACCGUCGCUGGAGAUUCCGUCAUCCUGCCCACAAUGGAAAGGCACAUCUUCGAAGUCGAGAGAGUCGACGAUGCGAACGGUACCACGUUCAUCCCUCAUCGAGACAUCGAUCUCACUACGACCCUGCCUCAGAACCACGGCGUCGUGAGCAGCUACGUCGACGAGGAUCAGAACGUGUGGUUCACGUCCGUUGCGCUCGCGACAACCUCUACUGCAAGUGACUCCUCCACCCUCGGAUACGUGACCCCAGACGGAACAAUCCGGACUAUCACCCUCGACGGCCAGAGAAUCGAAAACUCAAUCGCCGUCAGCGGGAAGACAGUCUACCUCAACACCGGUCCCCUCGCAUCAGAGACCAACAGGAGCAGCACCGGCCACAUGUUCGCCUUCAGACCAAGCGAAAGCGACGGAAAAAUCACCGCGCUGUGGAACGAGACAUAUGACGCCGGUACCGCUGCUAAGCCAGGCGGCUUCUCGCAGGGUUCGGGGUCAACCCCGUCCCUAGUCGGUGACAAGUACGUCGCCAUCACGGAUAACGCCGACGCGCAAGUGAAGCUCUUGAUCUACCGCCAAGUCACUGCUUCAGCUGAAAGUCUCGCGGAAGGCGAGCUGCCACUGGUCUGCCAGGUCCCUUUAUUCGAAUCCGGCGCCAGCGCGAAUGAGAAUGCCAUGGUCGGGUACUUUGACGGGUCGACGUACAGCGUCGUCGUGAAUAACAACUACGGGGCCCCGGAACUGCAGGAUCUAGGCGAAGGGGCGGAUAUCAACGGCGAGUUCAACGACCUUGCGCCCCUGGCACCUGGAAUUACGCGGGUGGACAUUACGCCUGAGGGUAAGUGUGAGGUCCGGUGGGCUUUGGAGGUCCGCUCGACGAGCGUUCUUAGUCUCUCGACUGCGAAUGGUCUCGUGUACUCUUACACGCAGGACGAGGAACUUGCUGGCCAGGGAUUGUAUGUAUGGUACUUCACCGCCAUAGACUUCCGGACUGGCGAGAUUGUCUGGCGGAUUCGGGCCGGAGCUGGGGGUACGUAUAACAACAAUGUAGCCCCUACGCAGAUGUCCCCCAAUGGAGGGAUCUACCAAGUUGUUGCGGGAGGUGUUACGUGGUUGAGGGAUGAUUAA